UACUUAACAAAGAUGGGAGAGAAGUGUGCUGGGAAAACUCACCUUCACAGCAGCCAAGUUUUUGAUCUCUCCGUGCUUCCACAAGGUGGCUUCAAAUGCCGACUCACAACCCAAACUGGAGGACCUGUAUCGACUGCAAGUGCUCAUAUUAUAACAGCUGUGAUUGGUUUAGGCGUCGUCCUCUUUCUGGCUUGGCCACUGCUCAGCUUGGAUGGAUUGUUCCAGCAGUUAUGUUCUUGUUCUCUUUUGCAACUUACUAUACCUCUACUCUUCUUGCUGCUUGUUCCAGCAGUUAUGUUCUUGUUCAUAUUAUAAGUAGUAGGUCUUAACAGCUUUCAUUUAGACGCUUAAAAUGCAAGCAGCCUAUGUUGUUGAGGUGAACUUUUUAGAAAGCAAAAUGGGUAUGGUUGAGCUGACUUAAGGUGCUUUGUUUGGAUAAUAUACCAGCGAAUGGUAAAAUUAGGGAAAGACUGACUUGGACAAGUGUUGGAAAAAUUAGGAUAAUGUACCAAAAUAUUUUUAUUAAACUUUUAUGUAAAAUUAAAAAAUUACUUUAUUUCAAAUGGUAAAUAAAAAUAAUUUAUAUGGAUGGUCUACAUUAUUCAAA
Gossypium arboreum is the source of this 607-nucleotide messenger RNA. Its product is annotated as amino acid permease 2-like. The transcript has 2 exons. Bases 13 to 315 code for a protein of 100 amino acids. The record is from RefSeq and is a predicted model, not a curated record. NCBI's taxonomy places the organism in Eukaryota, Viridiplantae, Streptophyta, Magnoliopsida, Malvales, Malvaceae.